Molecule: messenger RNA, 603 nt
Organism: Cylindrotheca closterium
Lineage: Eukaryota; Bacillariophyta; Bacillariophyceae; Bacillariales; Bacillariaceae
Source: the annotation of a GenBank genome assembly
AUGGGCAAAUCUAUCAACGCAAAGGUAUCCUUGGCGAUGACAAAAAAGUCGUGCGUGUCUAAGAUGUAUACGACCUCUGUGGCUAAAAAGUCAGUCAAGAAACGAGUGGAAAUUGACCUACAACAGCCUAAAGACAGGGAUCCCAUCGAUUCCAAGAUGGUGUCUGAAACCCAAACUGAAGAGAAGCAUGUUACCGACGACAAUGAAGCGCAACGCAUGGCUGAUGAGAUUGAGGCGAAACAAAUCGCCGAACAAGAAGCUCACAGGAGUGGACAUUACAACUGUAUUGUUCCAAACCUGUCAGAGUGGUGGAUGAAGAAUUUAUAUUCAGGAGAUGCUGUUGACGAAGCAUUGGAACGCCAUGACCGUAUCCAUACGGGUAAUGCGCUUUUUAUGGCGUGGGAAGAACGUUUUCCUGCCGCUUGGAACCAACCCUGCCUCCGGUAUGACGAUCCAUUUAACGACAAUACAGGGACAGCAACUUGUGAAGAUCAUUUUGCCCGCAUUUUCACAUCGAUGAAUUUGGAUAAUAGUCAAUUGACACAGUACCUAAUUGCCGCAUUCAACACUGAAACGAUGGAAAUGAAUCCGUCUGAAGUCUGA